CCAUAGGUUGACAAUAUGUCGUUCCUGGGGAGAGUUGUGUUUCUGUGUUUGAUAGUGCUGUAUGGGUGUCGGAGGCACGACGACCAACAACAGGCCAUGUUCGUCGCAGGUCCCGUGACCAAUGAGCAGGUGGAGAGCCUGCAUGAAGAGGCUUCUGGGGGCGCAUUGCUGAACACAUUUGACUGCAGUCAUCCCACACCUCCUGGCACCCGACAGUACUUUGAGUACCUGAAGAGCAGAGGGGUGACCCACUUCAAAGUGCUGCUGUCAUGGGCUCAACUUUUACCCUCAGGCCUUCCUAACCAGCCUCAAAAGACUGUGGUUACCUGUUACCAGAGCCUGCUGACACAGCUGCUGGAGGUGGGCCUUCAGCCCCUGGUUGUUCUUCAUGACUCCGCUGUGCCAGAUGCACUGAGAUCAAGGUAUGGAGGUUGGGAGAGCCAGGAGCUGGUAAACAAGUUUGAACAGUAUGCAGAGUUUGUGUUUGAGGAGUUUGGGGAGCUGGGAGACUCGUGGGUGACACUGAGCAGCUUGGAUGAGCUAAAGGGUGCUGAGCUACAAAAUGCCCUUGAUGCACACGCCACAGUCUAUCAUCGAUACCACCAGCUGUUUCCUGGGAGAGAUGGACAAGUAUCAGUUGGAGUGAAGGGCAGUCAAAUCGCAGUCAUCUGUGACACCCAAAACCUGAAAUAUGUAGAUUUCCUCUCUAUCAAAGUUCAAUAUGACUGCAACUCUGGCAGAAACCUGGCAGAAGAACUGCAAAAUGUCAUGGGAAAGUGUGGACAGAAACCAGUUCUCUUUUAUGAGGUGAACAUCAAUGAUUGUUCUCCUUACGACUUCCUGUCUGACACCAAAACAUCAACAGACCAAAAUGUUAUUGGGUUGGACAUGAUGAAUCUGUUAUGGCCAGUUGACGCUAUACCAAAAAGGGACGAUGCUGUCAGAAACAGUCUUGUCACACCGACGUGUUCCGUAACCUACUGCAAAACUUGGAGCAAUUUUGCCACCGUGACCUCAUCUCAGCGAGAUACCUUCCUGAAUGAAUCCUUCCCUGCUGACUUCCAGUGGGCCACCUCCAGUGAAUCCUUCAAGGUUGAAGGUGGCUGGUCAGUAGGUGGAAAAGGGGAAACCAUCUGGGACCACUUUGGCCACCAAGACAUGGCCUUUGCAAAUCAGACAGCUGAUCUAGCCUGUGACAGUUUCCACAAGGUGGAUUAUGAUGUCUACCUCCUGCGAGGUCUUCAUGUCAACACCUACCAGUUUUCCAUCUCCUGGGCUCGUAUUUUCCCUUCAGGCCACCGAAGCAGCCAAUCAGAGAAAGGGGCUCUCUACUAUGACAAGUUGAUCAAUGCACUCAUUGACUCUGGCAUACAGCCUGUUGUCACUCUCUUCCACUGGGAUCUGCCACAGGCACUGCAGGAUCACGGUGGAUGGACCAACACCUCCAUUGUUGAAGCUUUCAAGGACUAUGCAGACUUCUGCUUCUCCAGGUUUGGAGACAGGGUCAAGACCUGGAACACAUUCAGUAGCCCCUGGGUGGUGAGCCAUGCUGGGUACGGCACUGGUGAGCAUCCUCCUGGAAUAAAGGACUAUGUGGUUGCAUCCUAUCAGGCCACUCACAAUAUACUGAAGUCCCAUGCUGAGACUUGGCAUGUCUACAAUGACAAAUACAGGGCAAAACAAGGAGGAAAAGUGGGCAUAGCUUUGAAUUCUGACUGGGCAGAGCCCAAAGACCCCUCCAGCCCUGAAGACAUAGCAGCUGCAGAUCGUUACCUGCAGUUCAUGUUGGGCUGGUUUGCACAUCCCAUAUUUGUAGAUGGAGAUUAUCCUGCAACACUGAAGGCCCAAAUUGAAGAGAAAAGAAAAGAGUGUCCCCUCUCUGAGCCGGCAAGGCUUCCAGUUUUCACCCCUGAAGAGAAAAAGAGGAUACGUGGAACAGCAGACUUUUUAGGUUUAAACCACUAUACGUCCAGGCUGGUCAACAACAGUGAUGGUGGCUGCACCCCUGGUCCUCAGGCGGUUGGUGACUUCCAGGCACAUGUGGAUCCAUCAUGGUCCUCUACAGCUUCUGACUGGAUAUAUUCUGCACCCUGGGGUCUCCGUAGGCUCCUGAACUACAUUUCCAAAGAAUAUCUAAAUGUUACCAAAGUGCCUGUUCAUAUAACUGGGAAUGGGAUGCCAACCGAUUACAAAGGGGACACACUCAAGGACACGAGCAGAAUAGACUACAUGAGGAGUUACAUCAAUGAGGCCCUGAAAGCUAUACAUCUGGAUGGAGUAAAUGUGCAGCGGUUUACUGUUCAGUCACUAAUGGAUGGUUUUGAGGGCCCACAAGGCUACAGUGAACGGUUUGGACUUCACCAUGUCAACUUUGACCUGUCUGACAGACCCAGGACUCCAAAGCAGUCUGCCUAUUUUUACUCUGAGGUUAUUGAAAAGAACGGUUUUGCUUCCAAAAAACAGUUGGUUCAUGUAAGAGAAGUGAACAACAUGCAACCACAUAGAGUUUCCCCAAUGCCACCUUCCACAGUCCCAUCUCAAGCCAAGGAUGUCUGGAGGAAAUUCUCGAGCCAAAGUAAUUUUCAGAGAAAACUUUACCACUAUGGUACUUUCCCUCAUGGCUUCAGUUGGGGAGUAUCAUCAUCAGCUUACCAGAUUGAAGGUGGCUGGAAUGCUGAUGGAAAGGGGCCCAGUGUUUGGGAUACAUUCACCCAAAAACCUGGCAGUAUUCCUGGUAAUCCCACUGGUGAUGUAGCCUGUGAUAGCUACCACAGACUUGAUGAAGACCUCUACAUGCUGCGAGCUCUGAGGGCGAAGUCAUACAGAUUCUCUUUGUCCUGGUCCAGGAUCUUUCCUGAUGGUCGGCGGACCUCCAUGAACCAGAAAGGUGUCGACUUCUACAACAGACUCAUUGAUGGUCUCUUAGCAUAUAACAUCACCCCCAUGGUGACACUCUAUCACUGGGACCUCCCUCAAGCUCUGCAGACCAUCAAAGGUUGGGACAACACAGAAAUGAUUGACAUUUUUAAUGACUUUUGUGAUUUCUGCUUUGCCACAUUUGGGAACAGAGUGAAAUUCUGGAUGACCUUCAACCAGCCUUACACAAUUGCAUGGUCAGGAUAUGGACUUGGACAGAUCCCACCAAAUGUUAAAAAUCCAGGAAUUGCACCAUACAGAGUUGCACACAACUUGAUUAAAGCUCAUGCUAAGGCCUACCAUACAUAUGAUGAUAAGUACCGCAAAUCCCAAGGUGGUCUAGUAUCCAUUGCUCUCAAUGCUGACUGGAUUGAACCUAAAGAUGUUAAUGUUCCCAGAGAGGUGGAGGCUGCUGAUCGUGCGCUGCAGUUCCAACUUGGCUGGUUUGCUCACCCUAUUUUCAAGAACGGUGACUAUCCUGAUGCAAUGAAGUGGCAUAUUGGGAACAAAAGUGAACUCCAGGGACUUUCGGGGUCAAGACUUCCUUCCUUUACAGAAGAAGAAAAGAGUUUCAUCAGGGGAACUGCUGACAUGUUCUGCAUAAACCACUACACGACAAAAAUAGUGAGUCAUGUUACAACGCAACUAAGCCCCGCAUCUUAUGAAUAUGACAAGGAUGUGUCAGAAGCAGAGGAAGGUGAUUCACCAACUACUGUCAUCAGUAACCAGAGAGCUGUCGCAUGGGGCUUGAGAAGACUCCUCAACUGGAUCAAAGAGGAGUAUGGGGAGCCAGAAAUUUAUAUUACUGAGAAUGGAGUAGCUACAGACAGUAUGAAUACGUUUGAUGACUUAGACAGAAUAUUCUACUACAAAACAUAUGUUGAUGAGGCUUUAAAGGCCCAUGAUCUUGAUGGUGCAAAGGUGAGAGGAUACAUAGCAACAUCACUCAUGGAUUCUUUUGAGUGGCUUAAUGGCUACAAAGUUGGAUUUGGGUUGUACCAUGUCGACUUCACCAAUCCAAACAGACCAAGGACUCCCAAACGCUCAGCUCACUAUUACUACCAGGUCAUUAAGGACAAUGGUUUCCCAUUGCCAGAUGAUGAGAAGGUGCUUUACGGACACUUUCCUAAAACCUUUAACUGGAGCACUGCCAGUGCUGCUUACCAGGUUGAAGGGAGCUGGAGAGCCCACGGCAAAGGACUGAGCAUCUGGGACAAAUUUGCCCAUAUUCCUUUGAAAGUGGCCAACAGUGAUGAUGGUGAUGUUGCUUGUGACAGUUACAACAAGAUUGAUGAAGACGUGGAGGUGUUGAAGAAGUUGAAGGUAUCCUACUAUCGCAUGUCUGUAUCGUGGCCCAGGGUGCUUCCUGAUGGGACCAACAAACACAUCAAUGAAGCUGGACUGAACUACUACAUCAGAUUAAUAGAUGCUUUGACAGCUGCAAAUAUUCAGCCACAGGUCACCUUGUACCACUGGGAUCUUCCCCUGGCACUACAGACGGUGGGAGGUUGGGAGAAUGAAACCAUUGUGCACAGAUUUAAAGAUUAUGCCGAUGUUUUAUUCAGCCGACUUGGACACAAAGUCAAGUUCUGGAUUACCUUAAAUGAGCCCUACAUUGUUGCAAACCUUGGCUAUGGAUACGGUACCUUUGCUCCAGGCAUUGUAGGUAAGCAGUAUGUCGCAGCGCAUAACCUGAUCAAGGCCCAUGCUGAGGCUUGGCACCUCUAUAAUGACAAGUAUCGUGCAACACAGGACGGCAUCAUCUCCAUUACCAUUAAUUCUGACUGGGUGGAGCCACGUAACCCGUACAAGCAGGAGGACGUGGAUUCAACCGACCGCUACUUGCAGUUCUUCAUCGGCUGGUUUGCCCAUCCCAUCUUCAACGGUGAUUAUCCCGACUUGAUGAAAACAAUUGUUCGCAGAAGAAGCCUUGCUGCAGGUCUCCCCGAGUCACGACUUCCUGAGUUCACUCCCGAGGAAAUCAAGAGGAUCAACGGAACUCAUGAUUACUUUGGCUUUAACCAUUACACCUCAGUCCUUUCAUUCCCUAUUGAUAUGGGAAAUCAGCAGGAUUAUGAAGGUGACAGGGGCACUGGAGUCACACACGACCGCACAUGGCUCGAAUCUGGCUCCUCCUGGUUGAAGAUCACUCCAUUUGGAUUCAGGAAAAUCCUCAAGUUCAUCAAGGAUGAGUAUGGAAACCCACCUGUCUAUGUCACAGAAAACGGGGUUUCAGAAAAAGGCCCAGUGGAUUUGAAUGACAUCCACAGGACACACUAUUAUGAGAACUACAUUAACCAGGCCCUGAAAGCCCAAGUUCUGGACGGAGUGGAUCUCAGAGGCUACACAGCCUGGUCGUUAAUGGACAACUUCGAGUGGGCCUCGGGCUACUCUGAGCGUUUUGGACUCUUCUUUGUAAACCGCUCCGACCGGAGUUUUCCUCGCAUUGCUAAAAACUCUGCAUCUCGCUAUGCCUCCAUCAUCACCUGCAACGGCUUCCCAGAUCCAGCCCUUGGGCCUCAUGAAUGUUUGAACCCUGAACCUGAAGCUACAAGUGCGCCCCCUGUGACAGAGAACUCGCUUCAUACAACUGUCUCUGUUCUGCCUCUGAACAUGAUGGUAGACUUCCUGGGGCUGGAGCUUUCACCUCAAGAUGCUGAAGUGGCACUUUACGUCAUCUUUGCAUUUCUUCUUGUAAGUGCACUGGGGAUCAUCUCUGUUGUGUACUGGCUCCUGAAAAUAAAGAAGAAGUUGAGGAGGGCACCCACAGAUUCUGUAAAGUUGGAGAGAAUGUGAGGAAGGUUUUUGGAUCAAGUCUUUCAUUAAAUGUGUUUUGUUAAGAAUUAGUUAUUCACAUUUUUAUUAAGUUAUACAAAAAUGAUUGUUUCCCCUUCCUGUCAUUAUCUAUGUGUUAAUAUAAUGUUGUAAUCACUGCAGUGUUUUUUUCACUUGUUAUUGUAUGAAAUAAAGACUGAAAGACUGAAUUAUUCCCA
Messenger RNA from Solea senegalensis (Senegalese sole), 5909 nucleotides. RefSeq names its product lactase-phlorizin hydrolase-like. Gene Ontology annotation, biological process: carbohydrate metabolic process. Bases 16 to 5712 code for a protein of 1898 amino acids. The transcript is spliced from 17 exons. Lineage: Eukaryota; Metazoa; Chordata; Actinopteri; Pleuronectiformes; Soleidae. Gene Ontology annotation, molecular function: hydrolase activity, hydrolyzing O-glycosyl compounds. The record is from RefSeq and is a predicted model, not a curated record.